AACAAAUCCAACAAUUUUUACAAGUCAAAAGAAGUGAUUCCAAUCUAUAUUGAGGAUUGUGAUCAAAUGCCAAGUAAAGUACUACCAAAAGUCAAUGGAGAUAAAACUAAAAUUUUUACCAAUAAAUCAAUGGAGAUGACAGAGCCUAUUAUGAACUGUAAUGAAAAUGAAAAUAGAAAACAGAAUACCAAUGUUCUUCCGAAUGAGUCCAUGAAAAAUUCUGAAGCUAUUUCUGCCCUCAAUACAGAUUGUAUUCAAUCUCGCCCUCUUGUGGAAAGAACUCCGAACAAUACUUUGCAUGCGGAGAAAUCAAUGAACACGACAGGAACGAUCCCAAUAUUUUAUAAGUUUCAUCAUUCAAACCACGGAAAAUUCGCUAAUAAACUUGACGAAAACCAGACUAACAUUUAUGGAAAUGAGCCUAUGGAGAUGACUGAAGCCGUAGCAUUUUAUAAUCCAAUUAAAGAUCAAGCCAAUAUCACAGGAAAGUUGGUACAAACUCAUUUACUUGAAAAGACAAACGCACUUGCUGAUGCAUCCAUGGAAAUGACGGAAUCAGUACCUGUUCCCAAGAUUUACCAAUCCAAACCAAGGGUCACCAGAAUAGAAGUGCUAGAAAAGACUAAAGUGUUUGCUGAUACAUCGAUGGAUAUGACGAUGACAGUUCCGGUAUCUAGUGCACAUCAAUACCCCGAAAGAGUACCAAUUAAUAAAACCAAAGUUCAAUUAUCAGCAGAGCAAGUUCCUGUUUACAAUACAAAUUAUGAAUGCAGCAGCCAGAAAAUCGACGAGCCAUUAGCAUCUAUUAUAAGCAAAGAUUCUCCAAGUCCUAAAGAUUUGUAUCAGGAGAAAACACAGUGUUUUAAUGACAAGUCUAUGAAUAUUACAGAAACUAUUCCUGUACCGCAAAACAUUCUUUUAAACUUGCAACAUCGACAAAUGUUGGCUGAUGAUGGAGCAGAGAAAACAAAAAUAUUCGCUGACGAUUCAGUCAAUAUCACAGAGACAGCUCCAAUUGAACAAAACGUUUCAGUGAUAAAACAUUCAAAAGUUCCUUUAGUUAGUGAUAAAACUAGAUUUUUCAACAACAAAUCGAUGGAGAUCACGGAAGCUCUUCCUGUGCUUUUGGACGUACGAGAAUCCGACAAGUCGAUAAAUCCUACUGAAGAAAAAACAAAAAUCUUUUCAAACAAAUCUAUGGAUUUGACGGAAACUUUUGCUGUUUUAAACAGCUAUAGAUCUACCGAGGACGGAGGACCUCACUUUGCUAGUCGCAAUCAAAUGAGUCCAAUUUACAAAGUGUCAACCAUUCCAAAAAGUGAUUCUAAUGUGCAUUACUUUACGUCUGGUAAAAAUAUUUCCAGUAAUCAAUCCUUUUACAAUAACAUAAAAUCACCCAAUAAUGACUCUAUGGAAAUGACAGGAGAAUUAAGCGCAUCACAGGCUAAAAAAACAUAUAACUGCGAGAGUGAAAAAAUAGCCAACCAGGAAACUAGAAAAACUGGCAACUUGUUAAAAAACGUGCCUGGUAAUCUGAGCUCUUCUUGCAGCAGGCCCAACAAUGUGCAAAACGAAUUGGAUAUUUCAAGAAAAUCUAGAGCAGGUGUCACUGACGUUAGUGCGAAAUUCAUGAUCUAUGAGGAACCAGAUGGCCUGGCUAAAAUCUUUGACAAUGCAUCGAUGAAUCUUUCCGCGCUGCCUCCAACUGCAACCAGUGCAACCAAUCGGUCGAGAAAAACUAAUGUUUCUCAUAAUCAAAGUAUUUUGUCGACUAGAAUGGAUGCCACUCAGAAUCCCAUGAACGUGUCGAGUUACUUCAACAGCAGCAUCGGCAACGAUCAUCUGGACAGGAUAACUUCGGAUGAAUUGAACAGCUUGUGCGCGUCGAUGAAUCUGCCGAUUCAAAAGUACUCCAGAGAGAACACCGCGAUGAAAAAUUCCUCGAUUCCGUGCAAUGAUUUCAAUGCUUUGCGAGACUCGUUGAGGAAUGGUACACUUUUUCAGCAACUAAACAUUCUUCCUAUGCAAAGUACAAGUGCGGAGAUUGCUUCUGCAAGGAAUUAUGAAAUCAUAGACAGCAAGGAUAAUUCAAAAACAGAUUUCGAGAUGGAAUCUUGCAGAGAUGCAUCGAAAAAUAUGUCCAUGAGCACAAACGUGUUGGGAGCGCAUGGUGGUUUUGUGAACAAGUCAACGACCGGUCAGAAUAACUUUUAUGUCUUUGAAACGGAUAUGCUAUCGAAAUCGAUCACCACUCCGUUGAUCCCAAUGGAGACAACGUCUGAGAUAAAUUUCAAGAGAGUUCCGCUGGCGGAAAUGGACGUGGACGAUACCACGCACCUCGGUUUGAAAAAUAUGACGCUACCCCGAUUGUCUUCGAUUCCCAUGGAUACAGAUAAAACUGCUGAAAUCAGCUUGAAAAACGUGCCAUCAGCCGAACCCUCUGGCUCUCACCAAGUUUUUCCUGCACCUUCAACGUUACCGGAUAGAAUAGUAUCGAUUCCCGAAGUUGACAAAUCACACUCCAGGAUGGACGUAUCAAUGAUCCAAGAGUAUCCUCCAAAAACAGCUGCCAUUGUGGUGCACAACAGCAUCAAAGUCACCGACCAGUCGGCACAGAGCUCCUGCACUGUAAAAGAGACUUUGGCGAGUGGGGACGCCCAAAGUAUUCAAGCUCACUGCAAGUACAAGGUGAAUGCAAAUCCGGGAAGGAUUGAGAUUUAUCACGACGUCUCGAUGGAAAUCGGUGGAGCUUCUACGAGUAAAGCGUAUGCCAAAAGAAAAUCGGACGAGACCUGUGAGCCAGCCGCCAAAAGAAAUCCAGCCUCGCAGGCAGUCUGUACUUACAUGCCAGCCAGUGAAAGUUCGAGCAAAUCUAAAAAUCCGGAUGAUAACAGUCUGAGCAAGAUGCCAUCGGACAGUACCGAGGUGUUGCUGGCUACCAUGGGCUUUAAAACGGAGUUGGCGUAUCCAUUGAUCAUCAACGAGAAGACGACGAUCAAAGUCUCGCAGAAGCCUCCGAUCGACAAGACUUUUGUCGUGACUGGGGAUCCGAGUGAGGAAAAUCAAGGUGAAACUGCUGAACAUAGCUCAGCCGAGCCGAAUAGAACGUUCGCUGCAGUUGAGAGUGACGGGAUUCAAACCGAAGUGACCAGAACGGACGCGACUGGUACAGAAAAUGUCGAGAGUCAAGCUGAGCAGGAAGUUGUCGAUAGAGCACAAGCCAUCGAAAAUGGAGUGCCACAUGUAGGAAUUCCCAUUGUCAAAAGUCCUGGAGGCAGAGGUCCGGUCAAUAUCGAGGAGGACGACGAGAAUGAGCUUGACGAGGACAAAGAGAACAAAGAGCCAAGCGUGAAAAUCAAUCUAUUUGUCGAAAAGUAUUCUGAGCUUGAAAACAUCGAGCCCCCGUCGUUCUUGGCUUCCGAGAGUUUUCAAGAAGAGGACGAUUUGAGCGAUAUCACUAAACUACCUGACGAUGACGGUGAUGAAGGUGAUGUUGGUGAUGGGGAUCGGCCCAACUCGUCCAUGAGAAUAUUGGAGGAUGACAAUGUGAUUGUGCCAUUUGCUGAGCUGGAAAACAGCAGGAAACUUAUUGCCAGUAACUUGUCACCUAAACCAGUACCACAGAAAUUUCAGCAAAAGUUGGAUUCAAAUCAUUUUUCUGAAAAUAUCAUGAGGAUUAGAAAAAGACGGCAAGAGUUGUUGGAAGAGUUGAAGAGAUUAUCAAAAAGUGAUGCAGAUGUAAAAACGUCCAAGAAAAAGGCAAAUUUCUUGGAAGCGUUGUCUGUAACCCAAGAUAAGGUUGACGGAGUACAAGUAAUAAAUGAAAAUGUGAUAAAAGAAACACUGUCACCUUUUGAACAGUUGACAGAAGAUUUAAAGUCAUUUGAAAAAAGGGAUGAUUGCAUUUGGUCUGUGCGUAAAAUAGAUACGAAACUCAUUGCCAUUGAUUUUAUAUCAAAGUCUCUUGUUAUUGUUAUAAAAUUAACAGAAGCUAAAAGAUCUGACUCUACAAAGGAUAUUGAAAAAAUUGAAGUCAUAUCCCGAGUUUCCGUGGAGUCGAAAAAUGUACUAAUGAAGAUUGUUCACAAUAUUUUGCUGUCUAAAUUGAAUCCUAGUGAUAUGCUGGACAAGUACAAAGUAUUUGAAGACGUUUUGCUAUUAUUAGAAUUUGUUUCAAGCGAAGUUAUUUUCGCAAUGAAAUUCAUGUUUGAUCUCGAAAAGCUAAAUGCUUUAAAUCUAUUAGAUAUAGAUGAAAGAAGGGUUAUUUUUAUGGCUUCAUCUAGAAAAGCAAAUAUUAUUUUAAAAUUAUCCGUUGCUCUUAAGUCAUUUAGUGACAUUGGUCCAGACGAUAUUGAUGUUAUAUGUAUUUUGGGUGAUGUAAGAAUAAACGAUGUCAAGCAGUUAGUUGUAAAUAUAAGAAGAGAUUACAAAUUUUUAAGUAGAUAUAUAAAGGACGUAAAAGAUUAUAUCACACUAAUGGAAGAAUCAACAAGUUUUCAUAAGUUGUAAACCAUGUCAAAAGAAAUUAUAUAUGCUAUU
This is a messenger RNA of Copidosoma floridanum, 4539 nucleotides long. RefSeq lists its product as uncharacterized. NCBI's taxonomy places the organism in Eukaryota, Metazoa, Arthropoda, Insecta, Hymenoptera, Encyrtidae. The record is from RefSeq and is a predicted model, not a curated record.